AUGCCGAGGGGUAAAUUCUCCAAACCGAUUCGUGGAGGCGGCAAGAAGUUCUCCAGAGAUGUCCGACCAGCCGAAGAUGCACCUGGAAUGUGGGAUGAUGGUCCACGUGAGAAGGAAGAAGAAUCCGACGAAGAAGAAUCCGAAGAAGAAUCCGAAGAAGAAUCCGACGAUGGUACUACCGCCGGCGCCGCUGGAUCGUCAUCGAAGCCGAAAGCCCCAGUCGCCACUGGCGAAAUGACCCGUGAUGAACGUCGAGCAGCUCAGAAGGCCCUCAAAGAGGCAAAACGUGCACAACUAGCGAAGGGUGUCGCAGGUAUGUCGCUAUCAGACGACGAGGACGAAGAGGAAGAAGAAGCUCCACAACCACAACCACAACCACAAAAGACGCCUCGAGGCGCACCUCCUGGAAACCCCAAUGAGGGGAAUGCAGAGCCAACGAUGUCCAGGAGAGAACGUGAGGCUGCUGAAGCUGCUGCUGCGAAGGAGAGGUAUAGGAAGCUACAUGAAGCUGGAAAGACCGAAGAGGCGAAGAGCGAUUUGGCUAGACUGGCUUUGAUCAGGAAGGAAAGAGAGGAGAAGGCGAAGCAGAGGGCGGCGGAACUAGAGGAGAAGAAGAGACAGGCUGAUAUUAAGGCUAAAGCUAGCGGGAAGAAGAUGAAAUGA
Orbilia oligospora ATCC 24927 is the source of this 663-nucleotide messenger RNA. RefSeq lists its product as uncharacterized. Gene Ontology annotation, cellular component: cytosol. Gene Ontology annotation, molecular function: RNA binding. NCBI's taxonomy places the organism in Eukaryota, Fungi, Ascomycota, Orbiliomycetes, Orbiliales, Orbiliaceae. The transcript is spliced from 3 exons. The coding region runs from base 1 to 663 and encodes 220 amino acids. The record is from RefSeq and is a predicted model, not a curated record.